UGCAGCGUGGAGGGAGCGCGCGCUCGCUCUGUCUCUCUCUCUGUCCGUGUUUCAGGACACACGGCGGGUCUGAGUCUCACCGAGGGACAUUUAACUUCUGUGUGUUUGUGCUGAAACAUCUGUAGCGGUGUGUGAGUUCACUUCAAAGCGGAGGAAAUGGAGACAGUGCGGGAGUGUGCGGGCUGCGGAGACUAACACAAAGAAAAAGAAGAAGAAGAAGAAAGGAGAGACAGACAGAGAGAGAGAGACAGACAGACAGGGAGACGGACGGAGGAAUGGUGGAGCUCCUGCGGCUCAGGGUUCAGGCUUGAGGAUCUCUCAGUGACUGAUGCCAUGAAGCUAAACCCAAAGCAAGCUCCGUUAUACGGCGAGUGUGUGUUGACGGUGCAGCUCAGUGAGGAGGAGUGUGUGGAGGAUGAGGAGGAUGUGGAGUUUUACCUGCUGUUCUCCGGCAGCACACAGAGACACCUGACCACCACGCUGAGGCUCGGUCAUGUGACCCUGCAGGCUGUGUGUCCAGCUCAUGACCGUGAUGAGACGGUUCGGGUCACGCUGUGCCAGGCGCGCCCCGGCGGUUCCGUUGACCCGGUGGCGGAGGAGCGCUUCCAGUUCGUGCAGGAUCUGGCUCUGGACAUGGCUCAGUUCCUGAUCAGCGCGGCGUCUCACAGGGACGGCCUGGAGGGGGCGCUGCUGCUGGACGACUCGCACAUCCCUGUACAGGAGUGCGAGAGGUUGGACGAGACGCUAACGCUAGCGCUAAAGCAUCUUCCAUUACCGCCUGGGUGGAGUGUACUGGGAUCCGACAUCAACACACACACACCCACAGACUCCAGUCCUCAUGAGACGCUGCUGCACUUCGCAGCUCGCCGAGGUCUCCGCAGGGUCGCGCUGUUCCUCCUGCAGCAGCCAGGGGGCCACGACGCGCUGCGGCUCAACAACAAACACGGGGACACGCCAGCACGCGUAGCACAGAGCACAGGACACACACACCUACAGCACCUGCUCUCAGAGCUUGAGAAAUCACCGCACCUUGAAACGAAAACACCCAGACGGUGUCACCCAGCAGGCCGAGCGUUCCUGCACCACCCGAGGCUGAACACCUUCACGCUGACGGUGGAGCGCGAGGCGGACGCAGAGCCGCCGGACCUGAGGCGAGACGUGGACGAGCUCCGCCGCUACGUGCGCGCUCACGGGAGCAACAAGGGAGGACCUCGGAAGCAGUGGCAGUCCUUUCCGCUCAUCCUGAGCCGCGAUUUCGUAGACGAUUUGCAGACGGUUGCGGUGACUCCCUCUGACAACCCCACCCUCCAGAAACCGCCGGUGUGUAAGCUUCAGGAAGUCGGAGGUGAGAAAGGAAGCAGCGAGCUCUCUAAGUGCCCGAAUGGCAGCGCCCGAUCCGAGGUGGGUGAAGCGCCAGCGUCCAGCGAAGACUCGGAUUCUGGGAAGGGGACUUUGCGGGUAGAGGGUGAGGGAGUGUGUGCGGAGAAGCAGGAGGACUGUGCGGCUGUCAGCGCCGCUUCCUGUGGAGAGCAGCAGCAGCAGGAGGAAGUAGAUAGCGAGUCGAGAGUAAUCGGGGAGGCGCCUCGUACACACAGGAGUCACGCUGUAUCCGAGACAAAGAGUUUUAAUAUAAUCCAAUCUGGCAACAAAGAGGAGGGAACGAUGGGUCAAAAUCAGGGACUCCUCCCCGAGAACAACGAAAACAAGGCGAGAGGGGACUUACCAGAGGAAAGGGAAGGAGAGCGUAACUCCUCCAAGCAGGAAACUUUCUUACUGAGCCGGAGCACACAGCCGCUUGAUGCCCAAACGAACGGUGAAAAACGCUCCAGGUUUUACAGAACUUUGGACUUUAAUGCCACGGAGAAAGGGAAGGAGAUCCAGGAAGCAGGAAACGUCAACGAUCCGACACCUGAGUCCACAGGCUGGACAAAAGGGGAUCAGGACGUGAGCAGAGGUUUGGAUUCUUUAAGUUUCAGACCCAACAUGGCUCCAGGACCGGUCCACAACGUACGUCUCGAACCGUCUCAGGUUCUCACGACCACAGCUGACCAAGCUGACCCUCCGCCAGAACCGGUGUCCGAACAGGUGAGUUUAGAUUCCGUAAAAGAACCUCCGUCUUGUGAUGUCACUGAUGCACCAGGACAAUCUGACAGAUUAGUGCUAGAUGAAGGUGCUGAAGAAAUCCAAGUUGAUCAGACCUUAGUUCCUGAAACGGAGCAAAAUUUCUUAAAAGCAUCAGAAAAUUAUCUCCAACCUAUCAUCUUUCCAGAAAUACCAGAAGAAACUUCACAAACAAUUACUGUGGCUCAUUGUGGAGGUCAGGAACCUUCUCAGGAGCAUAGUGAACCACAAUCUGAUGCCAUAGACUCUGACAUCAUGGAUACUAUGGACCAGAACCAAAAUCCAGUAAGAUCACAGAGUCCUAUCACAGGUUUGGUUUUGAACCAAAUUUUAACAGAUCCUCAAGGAUUCAUGGCGUUCGAUUCAUUCCUUGAACAAAGUGGAUUAGAAACAAAGGCUGAACGGGAACCACUAUCAUUUCAAACACCUCCAGAGUCACCCUGUGAGUUUUUUUCAAUAGAUGGUUUAAUCAUACCAUGCAUUUCUGUUGAAUCACCAUGCUCAGCUUCUCUGGAACUUGGUCGGCCUGCAGGUUCAAGAGAAACCAUGGAGGAGGCUGAGAAGGUGGAAACCGAUCAGCUUGAGAUGUGUGACGGUUCUAAAAAGUCACCUGUGACAAUACUGUGUGGUUCUUUUUCCAAACUGACAAUCGAGGGAAGUCCCAAUGAUCCCCAGCUUCACAGCUUACCCUUAGACACCACAGAGAGAACAGCAACAAGUGCACUUGCUGGAGAUUCUGAAAGCUCCACUGCUCAUCCUUCAGAGAUGCAGGAGACCAAGGAGGAGGAUAUGAAGUUAGAAUUAAAGCUCUUAGAGAAUUCUGAGAGUUUAGAACCAUCACAGAUAGUAUCUGAGGAGAACCUAAAAGAAACAGCAUUGACUGCACACGAUGUAGGUUCUAAUGCAUCAAAUGACAAGGAUGUUCAGGAGGCAUGCAUUAUGAUGCCUGCAAAACUUGGUGAGACCCCAGAAAUUUCAUUGCCACCGUGCAACACAUCAUUUCAGUCUCCUUCUGUGUCUGAGAACAUUACUGACCCCCAUUCUGUGGAGAGCGACACAACAUCUAAAGACCGAAAGUCUGAGCUCAACACAUCUACAAAGACGGUUGUAGAAACAUCUCCGGGCUCACAUCUUGAAGUAAGCACCUUUGAGGAAAACAUCCCCCAAAAAUUAGACCCCGUGACCUUUGAGGAGAGCAAUAGUGGAACAUCUCUUGAGCCACUUCCUGAGGUUAAAAUCCCUGAGGAAAACAUUCAAGAUCAACAAGUUGAGGCGGUGAUCUUAAAUGAGUGUGUAAGUGAAACAUCUUUGGCUCUCAUUCAUGAUUCAUCUUCCUUUGUGGAAACAAGUGGAGACGCGUCUCUUCCUCCACUUCCUGAGGUUAACAGCCUUGAAGAAAGCAUCCAACAAACUGAGAAGAGCACAAAUGACCCUCAUGACCCCAAACAUGAGGGCAUGACCUCUGAAAAAAGCAUUAGAGGAACUCUUGACUUACAUCAAGAUCUGACAAUCAGAGACGAAUCUUUUGACACACUUCCUGAGGUUAGCAGCUCGGAAGAAAAUGUUUUACACCAAACACUUGAGGCAUUAGAGGAGAGCGUUAGAGGAACAUCUCUUGACCUUAAUCAUGACCUUCCCAUGCUCUUUGAGGAAACCAUCAGAAUAACGUCACUUGGCCCAUGUUCUGAGGAAAUGAGUUUGGAGGAAAAUGUUCUAGAUCAGCAGCUUGAGGGCACGACGUGUGAGAGGAGUGAGAAUGAAACGUCCCAAGACCACAAACCAGAGACAGGCAUUCAAGACCUACAACAUAAAGAAACAACUCUUGAUCAUCAGCCUGUGGACACAACCUUGGAGGAGAGCAUUAGAGGAACGUCUGAUCACAACCAGUUUGAGGAGACCACCUGUGAGAAAAGCCUCGGGAUAUGUCUGGAACCUGAGGAUGCCCGUCUUCCUGAAGCUCCAGUUUGUAGUGAGGCUGGAAUUCUGGACGCCCAUGUUUCUGUUAACGAUUCAGGUUUGGCUUUGGAGAACAUUUCCACUUCUGUCUCCGACCAGCCAAUGGAUCUGAGCUCCGUGAUGGAUCAGGAUAGUGGCACGGGCUUAGAGAUGGAUGCCAGCUCUCCUGUAGAAACGGAUAGUGGUUUAAUCCAGGACCUGUCGAGUGCUGGAGUUUGUCUGGAUGAGGAGCACAGUCACACAGAGAAGGAACAUGGAGAGGAACGGAAGGAGGAACAGGUAGCAGGUGAUGAUGGUCACACAGAGGCUGCGAUAGCACACUUGGAUCAGUGCAGUGAGAUCCACAGGGAGGAGGAGGAGGAGGUGUUGUACUCACUGGAUGCUGCAGAUCUGAAGCAGGAGUGCAGCAAAGACAGCGCAGAGACGGAUGUUCCGCUCGAGAGUGUGUGUCGCUCCGUAUCUGCCACCUCGCUGCCCGGGUCCGAGUCCAUCAGUGACGGAGACUCACUGUUGGGCCCAGACACAACGGAUGACUCGGCCUUCAAGCAGAAUGGGGACACACUCACCCUCACCAGUGGAAUUUCCAUGACUGAGUCUGUGUCCACUGACGACUCGUCCAUCACACACCCUGUGGGAGAAACCGAGGAAGAGGAGAAGAAAGAUCGUCUGACGGAGGUUCUAGAGCGCUCCGCUAUUCUUCGCUCUACCAGCCGAUCUCAUUCUCCAUCCCGGAGACACAGCUGGGGCCCGAGCAAGGACCACGCUGGAGAGUUGGACAUGGGCCAGCGCAGUGUGGUGGAGGCUGUGGAGGGAGAGAAGCCCGCUCCAGGUCACAGGAGAAGUAUGAGCUGGUGUCCGUCACACGUCCCUCACACUGAGAUGGAUGAGAUGAACUCCAGAAGUUACAGUCUGGAGGGUUUGGCUGCUGAGGACGAGGUGAAGAUGCCGAGUGUCCAACACUCCACACACUCGUCUGUGACGGAGAGAGAGGAGAGAGGAUCACUCGCUUCACUCACUGAGGAGGAGAACGAGAGCAACGUGGGGGACAACAGCAGCUUAGACAGCCAGAAAUCCAUUCAGGACGUUGGUUUCGUUCCUUCCCCACACACACUCACCAAAUGUGUGUCCAUGUCCGCGAUCAGCCCAAGAGACCUGGAUGACGGUGUGGCGACUGCAUCAGCAACAGGAGGAGUUCUGGAGAACAGUAUAUCAGAGGAAGACCCCGCCCCGUUGCGGAGUGACUUUGAGGUCAAACCGACGAAAGUGAGCCGCACCUUCAGCUACCUCAAGAGCAAGAUGAGCAAAAAGAGCAAGGAAAAAGAUCGUGACAAGAAUAAGGAUGGAAAAGAGAAGGAGAAGAAGAGCUCCAACAAUCACCUUUUCCUCUCCCCCCUAACUCCGCCCCCCAGCCCCUGCUUACAGUGCAACCGACCAAUCAGCACGAAGGAAGCUCUCACCUGCACAAACUGCAAUGUUUACGUCCAUAAGGGCUGCAGAGACGGACUCCCCGUCUGCGCUAAAGUCAAGAUGAAGCAGCAGUCAGUCACUGACGGCGCUCCUCCGCCCGGAGUUCUCUCACGAGGAAAAUCGGCAACAGCGCGAGAACGUCCCUGGUCCAGUUUCUUGGGUCCUGAAGACCCGGUGUCUCUUCCCGUCCCUCCUUCCCGGAAAAACACCACCAUCAUGCCAUUUAACAGCGGCUCUCUGUCCAAGAGCAUCUCUAUCAGCAACAUCGCAGGGCAGGCGGACGACGCUCCUCUCAGAUCGCUGAGGAUUCUCUCUCAGUCCACGGACUCGCUCAAUAAGUUGGGGAAAGUGAACGAGUCCACCGAGUCUCUCACUGAUGAAGGGGCGGAGGUGAUGGACAGUCACCUGAUGGCGGAGUUCGAGGCGGACGUGAGGGAGCUGGAGGCCGACUCCUGGAGCUUCACUGUGGACAAGAAGUAUCUGAAACAGCAGAAAAAGGACGUCGUCAAAAGGCAGGACGUCAUCUACGAGUUGAUCCAGACGGAGAUGCACCACCUGCGGACUCUGCGCAUCAUGGCUGACGUGUACAGUAAGGGUCUGCAGAAGGAGGUGCAGGUGGAGGUGCAGACGCUGGAGAAGAUGUUCCCUGUGCUGGAUGAGCUGCUGGAGCUGCACACGACCUUCUUCACAAACCUGCUGGAGAGACGGAAGGAGGCGCGAGAGGAGCAGCGGGGGAGCGACGGGGGGUUCGUCAUCCGCAGGAUCGGAGACGUGCUGCUCGGUCAGGUGACCGGCUCCAACGCUGAAAAAUUUAAGAAAGUUUACGGGAGAUUCUGCAGCCGCCACAACGAGGCUGUGAACAUUUACAAGGAGCUACACACACGGGACAAACGCUUUCAGGCCUUCAUCAAGAAAAAGAUGAGCAGUGCAGUGGUGAGGAGGUUGAGUAUUCCUGAGUGUAUCCUAUUAGUCACACAGCGCAUCACCAAAUACCCCGUCUUACUGCAGAGACUCCUGCAGCACACACGAGAGCCGGAGGAGGAGCAGGCGGACGUGACCGAGGCUCUGCGGCAGAUGAAGGAGGUGCUGACGGGCGUGGACUCCAAAGUUAACGACUACGAGAAGAGACAGAGACUGAAGGAGGUGUACAGCCGCACAGACAGCAAGUCCAUCAUGAGGAUGAAAAGCGGCCAGAUGUUCGCCAGGGAGGACCUGAUCAGGGGGCGAAAACUUAUUCACGACGGCCCGCUGCAGCUCAAAAAUGCAGCCGGGAGACUGAAAGAUGUUCAGGCUCUGCUGCUGUCCGAUGUGAUGGUGUUUCUUCAAGAAAAAGAUCAGAAAUAUGUUUUUGCCUCACUGGACCAGCGCAGCACGGUGAUCUCGCUGCAGAAGCUGAUCGUGAGGGAGGUGGCGAAUGAGGAGCGCGGCCUGUUCUUCAUCACCGCCGGCAUCGAGAAGCCAGAGAUGGUGGAAGUUCACGCCAGCUCCAAGGAUGAGAGGAACACGUGGAUGCAGCUCAUCCAGAACGCCACUACCUCCAUAGAUAAGGACGAUGAUGAGGGAAUCCCGAGUGAAAACGAGGAAGACAAGAGACUGCAGGAGAGCAAAAAUAAAGAAAUGAAAGAACAACUACAAAAGAAGGACGAGCAGAUCGUGACUCUGUUAGAAGAAAAAGUGCGUCUGUUCCGCGAGUUGUGCGACUCCGCGAAUCAGGACGAGUCGUCUUUACGUACCAGAAUGAUGUUCAGGGCGACGAGUGACGUCACUAAAGGAGAGCCGAUCAUCAAAGACGCUCUGAAGGAAGUUGAGACGUUGCAGGAGCUUGUGAACAGCGGUGUGAUGGGACAGCAGGUGUGUGUGGGAGCAGAGGACUCGAGUGUGUGUGCGGGGUCUGUGAGUUUACCGCGCAGAGCCGAGACGUUCGGGGGCUUCGACUGCCACCAGAUAAACAUCUCAAAAAAUGGAGACCGUGAGGAAGCAGAUGAUCUGCGGAGAACUGAGUCAGACAGUGUUCUGAAGAAGGGGGGCACCGCAAACCUGCUGCUCUUACACAAGAGGAACAGUGAGCAGGUUCUCCAGAGCGUCACUCGUCUUCAUGACCUACUAAACACCUUACAGGCUGUGGUUGUGCAGCAGGACACCUUCAUCGAAGAGCAGCGUCAGGCCUUGAGCUCGCCAUCCCUCCGUCACCCUUCCAUCUCAUCCGCGUCCUCCGUCUCGUCCUUAUCCUCAUGUUCGUCUCGACCGAGCUCCCUGAUGGAGCAGGAGAAGCAGCGGCAGGAGGAGAAGAUCCGUGAGGAGGAGAGGAGGAGGAGAGAGGAGGACGACAGGAGGAAGAGAGAGGAGGAGGACGAGAUGAGGAGGCGCGAGGAGGAUCUGGCGCUGAGGGAGGGGAGACUCGUCGCCGCAGAGGAGGAGAUGCAGAGGAGACGUGAGACGCUGCAGCGGGAGCAGGAGGACCUCAGCAGCAGGAAGGAGGAGUACCAGAGGGACCUGCUGAGACUCCUGGACGACCAGAGGAGGCUGGACAGGGAGAGACAGCAGCUACGCACACACACACCGCAACAACACAUGGAGCAGGACUGGGUGGAACCGAGACCGCGCUCCUCCUCCACCGCCUCAGAAGACUCGCUGAAGCUCCUGAGCUCCACCGAGGCGAGUGAAAGCAUGGAGGUCUUCUCUCGCGCAGACUCCAAACGCAGAGCCAAGACCCUGAUCCCGUUCUCUACUGGCUCCGGACAGAAGGGCGGCGCCGCCGAGCAGCACGGACAGAUCCCCACCCGCCUGCUGCAGCUCACCAAACCCAAAGACAAGAAGGAGAAGAAGAAGAAGAAAGGAAAAGGAGGCCAGCAGAACCAGGCUACAGAAGCCGUAGGUGCCGAGGCGUCCGGGUCCUCAGUGAAUAAAGACGUUUACUUCUGCUGAUCUCACGCACUGAUGUUCCUCCUCCGCCUUCCCACAAUGCCGUGCGGCUCGGCUCAGAGACUCACAGGUCCGGGGGUUUCAGCACCGAGGAGAGUUCUCCACUCCUCCUUUUCUUUCUUCACACACACACAGACACACACAGACGCACACACACUGGUGUAAUUCUGCACCUGGGAUUUUCGGGGUGUGUGUUGAGGAGCUCAGCGUUCCUCACACCGCCGUCGGCACUUUUUAUUUUUACUUUUAUUUUUUACUUUUUUUAUUUAAAAACACUUUUGAGAAGAGCUUUAGUUUCAGCGAGCGUGAGGAGGAGGAGGAAGAUGAGGAGGAGGAAGAUUUACAGCCGCUGGAACUUUGGGAGAAAAAUCCCUUUUUACUGAAGGAUCUUAAACAAACUGAUGAGGUUCUGCAGAACCGCGAGAACUUCUUGAACGUUCCAGCCAACGACACCCCCCCCCCCCCCAAAAAAUAAA
Molecule: messenger RNA, 8942 nt
Organism: Clarias gariepinus (North African catfish)
Lineage: Eukaryota; Metazoa; Chordata; Actinopteri; Siluriformes; Clariidae
Gene: akap13b
Product: A-kinase anchoring protein 13
Exons: 38
Coding region: 334-8469 (2711 amino acids)
Biological process (GO): positive regulation of canonical NF-kappaB signal transduction; regulation of Rho protein signal transduction; adrenergic receptor signaling pathway
Cellular component (GO): actin cytoskeleton; membrane
Molecular function (GO): MAP kinase scaffold activity; guanyl-nucleotide exchange factor activity
Source: RefSeq, a predicted model, not a curated record